AUGGAAGAUAAACAAGGGACGGAGAUGAGUAAUGGAGCGUGGGAUAAAAAUGCUGACGUAUUAGUCAUUGUUUUUCUUAUUAUUACAAUUAGCAUUUUGGUAUUCCGUUCUGUUUGUAUAUAUGCACACGUGAUCUCUCUUUCUGUCUCUCUCUCUUUAUCUCUCCCUCUCUCUUUCUUUCUCUCUCCCUCUCUCUUUCUUUCUCUCUCUCUCCCUCUCUCUUUUCUCUCUCUCUCUUUUUCUCUCUCUCUCUCUCUCUCUUUAUCUCUCUUAAUUUUCCUCGUCAUUUUCAGGGAAUAUUUACAUAUUGUCGUUUGUAAUUCCCUUUUUUCUCUCUCUCUCACACUCACUCUCUUUGAAGCCUUCUUCUUUCUCCGUUCAAUUUCAGUCACUAACUUUUACUAUCUUUCUCCAUCUUUUUCUUUCUUUCUACCUCUUCCUUCUCGUCCACUUUUCACUUUCACCUAUUCUCUAUCUUUCAGUUUUCUUUAUUUCUUCUCUAAUUCAUAUAUUAAUUGUCUCUUUCUUUCUCUCACUCACAUAUUGUCUCUUUCUUUCUCUCACUCACAUAUUGUCUCUUUCUUUCACUCAUUCACAUAUUGUCUCUUUCUUUCUCUCACUCUCGUAUUAAUUGUCUCUUUCUUUCUGUUUCACAAUGUAGUUGUUUCUUUCUGUUUCAGAUAUUGUCUCUUUCUUCACAUAUUAAUGAUUCACAUUUUAGUUUUUUUUCUUUCUUUUUCUGUUUCACAUUCUAUUUGCCUCUUUCUCUAA
This is a messenger RNA of Acanthosepion pharaonis, 771 nucleotides long. NCBI's taxonomy places the organism in Eukaryota, Metazoa, Mollusca, Cephalopoda, Sepiida, Sepiidae. The record is from the annotation of a GenBank genome assembly.